Messenger RNA from Sclerotinia sclerotiorum 1980 UF-70, 1680 nucleotides. RefSeq lists its product as hypothetical. The record is from RefSeq and is a predicted model, not a curated record. Gene Ontology annotation, molecular function: phosphorelay sensor kinase activity. NCBI's taxonomy places the organism in Eukaryota, Fungi, Ascomycota, Leotiomycetes, Helotiales, Sclerotiniaceae. The coding region runs from base 1 to 1680 and encodes 559 amino acids. Gene Ontology annotation, biological process: phosphorylation; phosphorelay signal transduction system. The transcript has 2 exons.
AUGUUUUAUCAAAUUACCGGUCAUCCAGGCCCUGAGACUGUGCCAUAUAAUUUUUCCUUCUUGGAUACCGUGCUUGAUGAGGAUAGGAGUCAAAUUUUACGGUAUUGGCAACAACUUCAUGAAGGUGCACCCCGUAUUGAGGUUACGUCGCGGCUCAAGCGUAUGUUUGUGCCACCAAAUGGGGUACCUGAUCACGCCUGUAUGUUAUCGCUGGCAUUUCCAUAUGUCGUUAAUGGUAAGGUGCAAUCGAUUAUGGUUUGCUCCACGGAUAUUUCUGAACUCAAAUGGGCGGAAGCAUCAGAAGCAAGAAAUGCCGCGGAAGCACGGGCGGCAAAACGUCAACAAGAAGAAUUCAUUGACAUUGUCUCUCACGAGAUGCGGAACCCACUUUCUGCUAUAUUCCAGUGUGCUGAUAUGAUCGCAAAUUCCUACAAGGAUGCAUCACAUAUAGAUGCCGCUGAAAUUUUGAAAAGCAAUGUUGAAGCGGCAAAUACCAUAGCCAUGUGCGCUAGUCAUCAAAAACGCAUUGUGGAUGAUGUCCUAACACUUUCAAAACUCAAAUAUAUGCUGCUGUCCAUAUCACCACGUCCUGCUCGCCCGGCGGAUCUUUUUGGGCAGCAAGUCGCCAAAAUGUUCGAAGCGGAUUUAUUGUCUCACGAAAUUUCAAUCAAAACACUAGCUCAACCUUCUUUCGCCUCAACUAAUAUUGACUGGGUCGUAUUUGACUCUUCGCGUGUCACCCAAAUAUUGAUAAAUUUGUUGACUAACGCGAUCAAGUUCACCCAAGGGGAAGCGAAAAGGAAUAUCACCAUCACUUAUGGUGCCACGCUGACUGAACCGGAGAAGAAUUUCGAUAAGGACUUUUACUGGGUACCUUGUGGUAGCAAAUUCGAAGACUUGACCCUCAAUCCUGAAUGGGGCUCCGGAGAACAAGUGUUCCUUACAUGCGCAGUCACCGAUACGGGAGUUGGCAUGCAUGCCGAAGAAAUUCCUCGUCUCUUUACGCGUUUCGAACAAGCCAAUGCGAAAACCUCUAUAAAGUAUGGCGGAUCUGGUUUAGGCUUAUUCAUUUCUCAACAACUUGCCGAGAAGCAAGGCGGGAGGAUCGGUCUAUCUUCAAAAUUAGGCCGGGGAAGUACUUUCGGAUUUUAUGUCAAAGCACGGCGUAGUAUUGAACCACCGAAAGAGACGCGGCCAGAUUUGACUCCUGCAUCGUCCGGAGGAUCUUCUUACGAUAAAUCGAAAGCAAUGCAAGUUCUAUUAGUCGAAGAUAACCUUGUCAACCAGAGACUAUUGAAAAGGCAAUUAGUAAGAGCCGGAUGCGUGGUAUACGUGGCCAAUCAUGGGUUAGAGGCUCUAGAAAUAUUAAGACAGUGUUCCUGCUGGCAUGAGCCAGUGAAAGAUGCAAAAGGUCUGGAUAUCAUACUCAUGGAUUGGGAAAUGCCGGUGAUGGACGGCCUCACCUGUAGUCGUGAGAUUAGAGCUUUGCAACAAUCUGGAAAGAUUGUAAGACAUCUCGAAAUUAUUGCCAUUACUGCUAAUGCCCGAGAAGAGCAGGUCCAAUUAGCAUUGCACAACGGGAUUAAUUUUGUUAUGUCGAAACCUUUUCUGGUCGCGGAUUUGCUUUCCAGAAUGAGAGAAAGACUUAGUGGGACAGAUGAUGGGACGACUUUUCAAUGA